AUGGAGCUCAGUCAACUUCCUCUUGUGUUCUUGCUGAUUUCAAUCAUUCACUCUGGACAAACUAAAGAAAAAAAAACAAAAGCCAAAGUGACCAUUAAACCUGAUCAACAUGUGUUCAGAGGAGAGACAGUCACUCUCAGAUGUGAAAUAAAUGGUGAAGGAGUCACUAUCAGUCACUGGUAUAAAGAAGGUUUGACCAGUGUUUUUAGCAAACUAAAGGAACACACAUUCAGUUCUGUUACUGAGUCUGACGCAGGUAAAUACUCCUGUUAUGGAUCAGCAACACAAGGAUCGAACUGGUCAGAAAUAAGUGAUGCAGUUACACUGACAGUAUCAGAUUUUCUUACACCUAUUCUGACUGUUGAGCCACGGUAUUUACUGUUCACUGGAGACUCAGUUACUCUGAGAUGUGAGAUGCUUAAGUCACAGAAUGGAUGGGAGUUUCUCUGGAGAAAAGACUCAAACAGUGAAUCUACUGGAGCUGCAACUAGAACAAUCAAUUCUGUGAAAGUCUCUGAUGGAGGAAAGUACAGCUGCAGAGCACGAAGAGGAAGAUACUACACAAAUUACACCUCGCUACAACAAACAGGUGCGUCCACCUAA
This is a messenger RNA of Labeo rohita (rohu), 603 nucleotides long. Its product is annotated as natural cytotoxicity triggering receptor 1-like. The transcript is spliced from 5 exons. Gene Ontology annotation, molecular function: transmembrane signaling receptor activity. The coding region runs from base 1 to 603 and encodes 200 amino acids. Gene Ontology annotation, biological process: cell surface receptor signaling pathway. The record is from RefSeq and is a predicted model, not a curated record. NCBI's taxonomy places the organism in Eukaryota, Metazoa, Chordata, Actinopteri, Cypriniformes, Cyprinidae.